GUGGCGGCGGCGACGGCGCGCGCGCUCAGCCCACCCCCCGCGCCCGCCGCCGCCCGGACAAUAAACAGCCGCGCGCGGGGCGAUGCCGGAGCCGGUGCCUACGCCCCCGCGCCACGCAGCCCGGGUCGCUUGGCCUUAGCCCACCGCCCUCCUCCCGCCUGCGCACCCACCGAGUUCGCCCCGGCUCAGCAUCGCCGACCCAAUCGGACCUCCGCGGGGAAAUGGAGGUCCUGGCCGGGGAGACCACGUUCCAGCAGGAGCGGCUGCAGGCCAUUGCAGAGAAACGGAAGAAGCAGGCAGAGAUCGAGACCAAGCGGCGGCAGCUGGAGGACGACCGGCGGCAGCUGCAGCAUCUGAAGUCCAAGGCGUUGCGGGAACGAUGGCUGCUGGAGGGGACUCCGUCCUCUGCCUCAGAGGGGGACAAAGACAUGAGGAGACAGAUGCAGGAGGAUGAGCAGAAGGCCCGGCACCUGGAGGAAUCCAUCUCCAGGCUGGAGCAGGAGAUUGAGGUGCUGGAGAACGCAGACGCACGCCCAGCCACCGCCAAGGAGAAGGUGGCAGCCCCCAGCCCGGCCAAGGAGACCCAGAAGGCAGAGGUGGUACUGAAUUCUCAGCAGACCCCAGUGGGCACCCCCAAAGCAGCGAAGUCAGUCUCCAACACCCCUGUGAGGACGGUGGAAGGCUCCACCAUGAUGAAGGCAGCCAUGUACUCGGUUGAGAUCACGGUGGAGAAGGACAAGGUGACCGGGGAGACCCGGGUGCUGUCCAGCACCACCUCGCUCCCUCGGGAGCCGCUCCUUCAGGGCGUCAAGGUCUACGAGGACGAGACCAAAGUGGUCCAUGCCGUGGACGGCACCGCGGUGAACGGGAUCCAGCCACUGAGCUCCUCCGAGGUGGACGAUCUCAUCCACAAGGCAGAUGAAGUCACGCUGAGUGAGGCAGGGCCCGUGGCUGCGGCAGCGGAGACCGGGGGGACGUCUGAGGAGGCCGUCCGGACCACCACACCCUCCAGGCGGGAGAUCACUGGAGUUCAGGCGCAGCCUGGCGAGGCCACGUCAGGCCCACCAGGCAUCCAGCCUGGCCAGGAUCCCCCGGUCACCAUGAUCUUCAUGGGGUACCAGAAUGUGGAGGAUGAGGCAGAAAGCCAGAAGGUGCUGGGGCUGCAGGACACCAUCACGGCGGAGCUGGUGGUCAUCGAGGACGAGGCUGAGCCCAAGGAGGCCGCCCCACCCAACGGCAGUGCAGCCGAGCCCCCUACCACUUCGGGCUCCAGGGAAGAGAACCAGGUGGGGCCUGAGGCCCCUGCCAGCGACGCCCAGGACCUUGACAUGAAGAAACAGCGUUGUAAAUGCUGCUCCAUCAUGUGAGCCGCAGGCCCCAGACCCCGGCCCCACCCUCCACACCACAGAGACCCGCAGCCCGGCCCCGGUGCCUGCCCACCCUCCACCCACAAUCACGGACCCCAGGACAUGCUAUGUUGUCACAUCUUCCUUCUGAGUUUUCUUUCACUGGAAAGAGAGGGACAGGGGUCCCGUACCCACUACCACCCUGACACGCCCUAAACCACUGAGCUGUGUGCCCGUGCCUGGUAGGGCAGAGACACGGACAGACCGACCCACUUUUCCCAAAACGAGGAUCCCCCACAUGUCACGGCAGCUCCACAGACGGGCUUUUGCCCACAGAGUUCCUGGCUGGUGGGACCCAGGCCUCUGUGCCGCCCCAGGCAAGCCCGCUACCCUGCGGGCCUCCUGCCUGUGCCUUUCCGCCACCUCCGGUGAGGUCUCCAAGGGGGCGUCCUGCAGAGAGGGACUGGAGAGCCGAGGGGCCCUGGGCGCCUUUUCUGUCCCCACUCAGCCCCUGGAGGUGGGGUUCCCCGGCAAAGGCACUGGUGUCGGGAUCCUGGGCCGUUGGGGUGAGGCUGUGCCUCAUUGGGGAGCCUCAGUCGGAGACCAGGCUCCAGUCCUUAGAAUAAAGCAGGGCCCCCCACCCUGGCACCCCAGCCCAAUGUGCCCUUCCCUUGAUGCUCUCCGUGGGCAGGACCAGUGCACGAUGGAGCCUAGGAAGGGGGAUCCCAGAGGACGCACACCCCACUUGGGGGGUCUUUGACCCCUGUGCUGUCUUCUGGAUGGGGCCGGUGAGGGUCUUUGAGGUGCACCCUGCACAAGGCAGGGUCACGUGAGCCACUUCUUGUCCUGAGCUCCCACCCUCACUGGGCCCUCCUUCCUCCUGGUGCUAAUUUGAGGACCCUAGGGGGCCGCCCCAGCCCAUUCUCCAGCCUACUUGGGCCAGAGUCCGGGGUCUCCCUAACCGUACCCCAGAGAUCAGGCCUACUGCCAGCCCUGCUAGGCUCGGCACAUUCUGGGCAGUGGAGGGGCCCACAGCCUGGGGCAGGAGCUUCCCCUGGGUUGCAGCAGGAGACCCCCACUGGCUACCCAGCCCAAUGUGAGCCUCCCCCACCUCGUUGGAAGGGGUGAGGGGUGAGGGCCUCUCCUCCUCUGGGUAGCUGACACCCAGGUGUGCACACACCUCUCCCAGGUUGCAGCCACACUCAUCCUCAGAGGCACAUUCAUGCCCACGCUUACGCACCCUCUCCUGUGUAGGCUGUAGGAUGACCAGGCCCCAUCUUGGGCCCCUCCCCUGGGCCCCCACUCCUGGUGCCCAGGCUGCGGCAGCCCCCUCACCACUGCCUCCGCGGAGCCAUGCAAGGGCUGCCUGAAACCAGCCCGGCCUGUCUCAGCUCUGCCCCUUGGUGGUGGGAGGAGAGGCCCUCUGAGGUGGCCCCCGGCAGUGGCAUGGACCCCCUCCCUCCUCAAGCCGCCAGGUCCUCGAGCUGAGAGCCUACGCUGAAGUGCCCUUGCUGCCCCCUCUGCUUUCGAUGUG
This is a messenger RNA of Eptesicus fuscus (big brown bat), 2880 nucleotides long. RefSeq names its product paralemmin (gene PALM). NCBI's taxonomy places the organism in Eukaryota, Metazoa, Chordata, Mammalia, Chiroptera, Vespertilionidae. The record is from RefSeq and is a predicted model, not a curated record. Gene Ontology annotation, cellular component: membrane. The transcript has 9 exons. Gene Ontology annotation, biological process: positive regulation of filopodium assembly; regulation of cell shape; negative regulation of adenylate cyclase activity. The coding region runs from base 222 to 1367 and encodes 381 amino acids.